This is a messenger RNA of Corapipo altera (White-ruffed manakin), 1215 nucleotides long. It is a transcript of the gene TBCC, whose product is annotated as tubulin folding cofactor C. NCBI's taxonomy places the organism in Eukaryota, Metazoa, Chordata, Aves, Passeriformes, Pipridae. The record is from RefSeq and is a predicted model, not a curated record. Gene Ontology annotation, molecular function: tubulin binding. Gene Ontology annotation, biological process: tubulin complex assembly; post-chaperonin tubulin folding pathway. The coding region runs from base 83 to 1096 and encodes 337 amino acids. Gene Ontology annotation, cellular component: cytoplasm. The transcript has a single exon.
AUCGGCGGCGGCGACGCAGCCGGGGCUGCCGGUAGCCAAUCGGCGCGCGGCUUAGUGACCGCAGGGGAGGGGAGCGGGCAAGAUGGCGGCGCCGGGAGAGGCGGCGGUUCCGUCGCAGCCCGAGGUGGCCGCGGGCUCCGCCGCCGUGGUGCUGCCGGAGCGGCUGCAGCGCCGGGAAGCGGAGCGGCAGCAGGGCGUGGAGCGGCAGCGGCAGAAGAAGGAGGCGCAGGUGGUGAAGGAGGAGCAGAGCGAGUUCUUCCUGGCCGCCUUCGCCCGGGAGCGGGAGGCCGUGGAGGGGCUGCUGGCGGCGGGGGCGCUGGAGGAGGCGGCCGGCCGCCUGCAGGCGCUGCAGAAGCUGCUGACGGGCAGCGUGCGGUUCCUUGCGCCCUACGAGGUGCGGCAGGGGCAGGAGGCCGUUGCGCGGCUUCAGGGGGACUUGGCGGCGCGGAGGCAGCAGCUGCAGCCCAAGAAGAAAUUCGCCUUCCGUGCCCUCAAGAAAGAAGCGGCCCCGGGCAGCGCCCCGCGCCUCGCCGAGCCCGCCCCGCCGGCUCCCGCCGCGCCCGGGCCCGGCUUGGCCGAGGGGGAGCCGGGCGGGGAGCCGCUGUGCGGGUUCAACGGUGCCCAGGACGAGGAGCUGGAGCUCGGCCCCGCGGAGCUGCGGCAGCGGGACGUGCUGUUGUCGGAGCUGCGCGGCUGCCGGGUGCGGCUCCGCGGCAACCCCAACACGCUGCGGGUGCGCGACUGCCGUGGCUGCACCGUGCUCUGCGGGCCCGUGUCUACCUCCGUGCUGGUGGACGGCUGCAGCGACUGCCUUCUGACGCUGGCCUGCCAGCAGCUCCGCACACACCGCACCCGCGGCUGCCGCUUCUACGUGCAGGUGACCAGCCGGGCCGUCAUCGAGGGCUGCUCUGAGGUCUCCUUCGCCCCCUACUACUGGAGCUACCCGGGUAUCGAGAGGGAUUUCGAGUCGUCCGGGCUGGACAGAGACAGUAACAACUGGAACCUGGUGGAUGACUUUGACUGGCUGGCGACUGACAAGCCUUCGCCCAACUGGAGCCUGAUCCCCGAGCAGGAAAGAAUCACUUGCUGGGACUGACUGCGGAGGCAGCUCUGUGCUGUGGAAGAGAUCCUGCUGUAAACGCAUGGAUUCACAAACUGCGGGACUCGAUCCCCACUAUGCCAUUAAAUGAUUCCGUUUGGUAUUUAAGUUGUGAA